AUUAGUGGAGAUGUCUGAAGGCUUUUAAGUGCACAACUAGACAGCCAAAACCUCUACACUAUACUUGGAGCAGCGACCUUCCAUUCCUCGGAAGGAUAUUCCUCGCGCUUCCGCGGGCGCCAGUGAGGAAACCAAGACGACGACACGGCCGCCAUGGCGCACGAUGGAGCUGCCGAUGAAGCCAACACCGCGCCGCUGCUCGCGUCGAAGACGGAGAAGCCACGGCGGAACAUGUACGCCUUCGGCUGUGCCACGCUCGCCUCCAUGACCACCAUCCUCAUGGGCUACAAUCUGGCGCUGAUGAGCGGCGCGCAGCUCUUCAUCCGGGAGGACCUGGGGCUGACCGACGAGCAGGUGGAGGUGCUGGCGGGGUCCAUGAACGUGUACAUGCUCGUGUCCAUCCUCGCGGCGGGCUGGACGGCCGACCUCCUGGGCCGCCGCGGCACGCUCGUGCUAGCCAACGGCUUCCUCAUGGCCGGCGCGCUCGCCAUGUCGCUCGGCGGCAGCUACGCCGCACUCAUGGCCGCGCGCUUCGUCACCAGCAUCGGCGUCGGCUUCGCCCUCGUCGUCGCGCCGGUCUACAACGCCGAGAUCUCGCCGGCGUCCGUUCGCGGCGUGCUAUCCUCGCUGCUUGAUAUUUUUGUCAACGUGGGCAUCCUACUCAGCUACGUGUCGAACUACGCCUUAGCCGGCCUGCCGGUGCACAUCGGCUGGCGGGUCAUGUACGCCAUCGGCGUGCUCCCGCCCGUGUUUCUCGCGGCGGGGGUGCUCUGCAUGCCGGAGUCGCCUCGGUGGCUCGCCAUGCGCGGGCGUCAGGCCGACGCGCGCGCGGUGCUGGUGCGCACCUCUGACACGGCCGCGGAGGCCGAGCUGCGCCUAGAGGAGAUCAAGCGGGUGGUGGAGGCGCCGCAAGAUGCCGGAGUCGGCGUGUGGCGGGAGCUGAUCUUCCAGCCGUCGGCCAUGGUCCGGCGGAUCCUCGUCUGCGUGGUCGGGCUUAACUUCCUCCAGCAAGCCGCCGGCAUCGACGCCAUCCUUCUCUACAGUCCGCUGGUGUUCAAGAAGGCCGGCAUGUCGUCGAGCCACGCCAUCCUGGGCGCCACCAUUGCCAUCGGCGUCGUAAAGACGUGCUUCAUCCUCGUCGUCUCCUUCUUCUCCGACCGAGUCGGCCGGCGCCCGCUCCUAAUGGCAAGCAGCGGCGGUGUGGCCAUGUCCCUGGCCGCCCUGGCCCUCACGCUCUGCGUCGGCGAGCCUUCUCCCGCCAGCGCGGCCGCGUGCGUGACGUUCGUGCUGGCCUCCGUCGCGGCGUUCUCGAUGGGGUUCGGGUCGCUCCCGUCCACGGUCAGCGCCGAGAUUAUGCCUCUGCGGCUGCGCGCGCAGGGCGCCAGCCUCGGCAUGGCCGUGAACCGGCUGACGUGCGGAGUGGUGAGCAUGUCGUUCAUAUCGCUCUCUGCCUGGAUCACCAUGCCCGGCUGCUUCUUCCUGUACGCCGGCUUGGCCGCCACGGCGUGCGUGUUCGUGUUCGUGCGGCUGCCGGAGACGAGGGGCCGGAGCCUAGAGGACAUGGACGCGCUGUUUUCAAAAUGAUGGGUGUGAUCUCUGUGUAUUGGAUGGAUUCCAGUGAUAGUUCAAUGCAAGUGGGGUUGUUAUUUGAA
Lolium perenne is the source of this 1652-nucleotide messenger RNA. Its product is annotated as polyol transporter 5. Gene Ontology annotation, biological process: transmembrane transport. The record is from RefSeq and is a predicted model, not a curated record. Gene Ontology annotation, cellular component: membrane. NCBI's taxonomy places the organism in Eukaryota, Viridiplantae, Streptophyta, Magnoliopsida, Poales, Poaceae. Gene Ontology annotation, molecular function: carbohydrate transmembrane transporter activity.